UGCUCGCACUCGGACGCCCCGCGCCCCCACGUACACGCCCGGGCUCUGCGCGCCCCCGCCCGGGACCCCCAGGCCCGCCCCGCUCGAGCUAGGCCACGCGGGCCCAGCGAGGCGGCCGCGCGGGCGGGAGGAGCAGGAUGUCCUUCCCGGGCAAGAAGAGCGUCCCCCGGAUCACGAGCGACCGCCUUUUGAUCAAGGGUGGGAAGGUCGUCAAUGAUGACCAGUCCUUCUACGCGGAUCUGUAUGUGGAAGACGGCGUGAUAAAACAAAUCGGAGAAAACCUCAUUGUCCCCGGAGGCAUCAAAACCAUCGAUGCACACGGCCUGCUGGUCCUGCCCGGCGGUGUUGACGUCCACACGAGGCUGCAGAUGCCCGUCCUGGGCAUGACCCCAGCAGACGACUUCUGCCAGGGGACCAAGGCUGCCCUAGCAGGAGGGACCACCAUGAUCUUGGACCACGUGUUCCCCGACGCGGGUGUGAGCCUGCUGACAGCCUAUGAGCAGUGGCGGGAGCGCGCGGACGGCAGGGCCUGCUGUGACUACUCUCUGCACGUGGACAUCCCCCGCUGGCAUGAGAGCAUCCGGGAGGAGCUGGAGGCCCUGGUCAAGGACAAAGGUGUGAACUCCUUCCUGGUCUUCAUGGCGUACAAGGACAGGUGCCAGUGCACGGACGGCCAGAUGUACGAGAUUUUCAGCAUCAUCCGGGACCUGGGUGCGCUAGCUCAAGUGCACGCAGAGAACGGGGACAUCGUGCAGGAGGAGCAGAAACGGUUGCUGGAGCUCGGCAUCACCGGCCCUGAGGGCCACGUGCUCAGCCGCCCUGAGGAGGUGGAGGCUGAGGCUGUGUACCGUGCUGUCACUAUUGCCAAGCAGGCCAACUGCCCCCUGUAUGUCACCAAAGUGAUGAGCAAGGGUGCGGCUGACGUGAUCGCCCAAGCCAAGCUCAGAGGGGUGGUCGUGUUCGGGGAGCCCAUCACUGCGAGCCUGGGCACUAGUGGCUCGCACUACUGGAGCAAGAACUGGGCAAAGGCUGCAGCCUUCGUCACAUCGCCCCCAAUCAACCCAGACCCCAGCACCGCGGACCACCUCACCUCCCUGCUGGCCAGUGGGGACCUCCAGGUGACUGGCAGUGCCCACUGCACCUUCACCACUGCCCAGAAGGCUGUCGGCAAAGACAACUUCACACUCAUCCCUGAGGGCACCAACGGCAUCGAGGAGCGCAUGUCUGUGGUCUGGGAGAAAUGUGUGGCCUCAGGGAAGAUGGACGAGAACGAGUUUGUGGCUGCGACCAGUACAAAUGCAGCCAAAAUCUUCAACGUGUACCCAAGGAAGGGGCGAGUGGCGGUGGGCUCUGAUGCCGACCUGGUUAUUUGGAACCCCAAGGCCACAAAAAUCAUUUCUGCCAAGAGCCACAACCUGAACGUGGAGUACAACAUUUUUGAAGGCCUCGAGUGCCGAGGAGCCCCCACGGUGGUCGUCAGUCAGGGCAGGGUGGUGCUGGAGGACGGGAACCUGCUUGUCACCCCCGGGGCUGGCCGCUUCAUCCCCCGCAAGACGUUCCCCGACUUCGUCUAUAAGCGGAUCAAGGCGCGCAACCGGCUGGCAGAGAUCCACGGUGUGCCCCGAGGCCUCUACGAUGGGCCCGUCCACGAGGUGAUGGUGCCCGCCAAGCCGGGGGGCAGUGCCCAGGCCCGAGCGUCCUGCCCAGGGAAGAUCUCGGUCCCACCCGUGCGCAACCUGCACCGGUCGGGGUUCAGCCUGUCUGGUUCUCAGGCUGACGACCACAUUGCCCGCCGCACGGCCCAGAAGAUCAUGGCGCCUCCUGGCGGCCGUUCCAACAUCACCUCGCUGUCCUAGGCGUCCCCGUGCGGCCCAGCGAGUCGCUGGUGUCCCGCCGGGCAGCGGCUGGUGGGGGGCCGCUCACCUCACGUAGCUGUCCCUUUGCUGGGUUUACCUGAAAGGUGCUUAGCCUCACCUCCCCUGCCCCAGAAACUCCCCUUCUGGGGUCCCAGGUCCUGUAGGAGGAGCCCACACAAGGAAAAGGGGUCUCACUGCCAGGUUGAGGAGGCUGGAGAUGGUGGCCCCGGGGACAGCCAGGAGCUCCAUGAGGCAGGGCAGCCGCCCAGCCAGGCCCGCAGGAUCCCCCGGGCCUCACAGAUGCGCAGACAGCAGGCCAGGCCACAGGUUCAGGCCGUUGGCUCCCCCUCCCCACGGGGGAUCACUGCCCUGCAAAGCCCCGGGCCUCCUGCCAGCUCCUCUCCCUGUCUGCCCUGCUUGGGGGAGCCCCCAGCGAGCCGGCCCCCGCCCCAGAGCUGCUGAGACUUCAGGGACGCACUGGACACUUAGCUAAGGGCGGCCUCGUUUGUACACGUUACCAGGGACCAAGCUCGCCCGCGUAGUCGCCUGUUUCCAGGGCUUAGGGUCAUUUAGCUGAGAUGCUGUCCCUUCACCACUGAGUGUACGUCACAGUAGUAGACUAGAGCAGCCGUUUUGUGCAUCGAGGACAACUGUAGCCAGGAAGCUGCAUGCCACGCACAGCCCAGACGGCGGCCUGCGCCCCGCACCCCCAGGA
Messenger RNA from Lutra lutra (Eurasian river otter), 2571 nucleotides. RefSeq names its product dihydropyrimidinase like 4 (gene DPYSL4). Lineage: Eukaryota; Metazoa; Chordata; Mammalia; Carnivora; Mustelidae. Gene Ontology annotation, cellular component: cytoplasm; cytosol. The record is from RefSeq and is a predicted model, not a curated record. Bases 138 to 1856 code for a protein of 572 amino acids. Gene Ontology annotation, molecular function: hydrolase activity, acting on carbon-nitrogen (but not peptide) bonds, in cyclic amides. The transcript has 14 exons.